AUGUCUGCGACGGGAUCCGGAUCUGGGUCCGGAUCAGCACGUGGACGACAGCGCACUUAUGCCGAGGCUGCGAGCGGCUCGCGUGCGCGAUGCAAGUACUGGCCGGCGUGCACGCGCGGCGACGCAUGUGCGUUUGUGCAUCCGUCCGAGCCGUGCGAGCACAAGACACGCGACAGCUGCCCCGACGGGCAGUACUGCAGCAAGGUCCAUACCGGAGAGGCCGGAUACGGCACAGUGAGCAAGCCACGAUGUCGAUACUGGCCUCAGUGUAACCGUGGUGCGGCAUGUCCGUUCCCGCACCCGAGGUCCAGGUGCCGCAACGGGACGGAGGACGCCUGUCCGUUUGGCUCCCAAUGCCGGUUUCUCCACGAUGGCGAGCCCGGGUACGACGAUGACGGCAGCGGGCAGAGCGCCUCGGGGGCGGUCAAUCUUGACCUUGUUCACGAGCUGCUGGCUGCGUUUGAGGCGAGAGCGGCCGGGGACGUGGCCGAGAGGCCGACGGCAGAGGUGGUGGCGGUCGUUCCGACGCUGCGUGUGGCCGGCGACGAUGGGUCAGUCUCGGACAGCGACGGCGGCGGAUCGGGCUGGGAUGAGGGCGAGGAGGCACGGGUGAUGCGAGUGGCCUCGUUUAACGUCCUGUGGAUGAACGAUCUGUUUAGCAGGGUACCCGAGUCGUCAAGCGGCGAGUACACGUUCCUGGCGCAUAACGUGAAGCGCGGCAUUGUGGACGUGCACCAGUUCUGCUGCACGCUGGCGGCGAUGAUCAUCAAGAUGGGUGCUGACGUGCUGUGUCUGCUCGAAGGGCCGGAUCAUGUAUCCAAGAUGGAGCUGUUUGUAGCGACGUACCUGUGCGGCAGGUACCGGGUGUUUGGCGGGCGCGACGGGUAUGAGCAGCGGAUCUUCUGGCUGGUGGCUGUGGGUGAGGGUGCCGUUGUGGCCGAUGUGCGGCUGGCGAGCGACGAGGCGACCGAAAAGCUGAGCGACAAGUUCUACGUGGACAUCUCGGGCGACAUCCGACUCCAGGAGUUCCGGUUUGUUCGCAUCCCGCUAGUUGUGGACGUCCAGCUUGCUGAGGCUGAUGCUGGGCGCAGCGCCUGGAUCCGGCUCGUCGGUGUGCAUCUUAAGUCGAAGGCUGUGGCCAACGAGCUAGACCUGUGGAACGGAAGCGCGGAGGAGCGCCAAACGAUGGUACGCAAGGCGGUUAUCAAUCGGCGCAAGAUGAUGGCCGAGGCUGUGCGGCUGCGGUCGUAUCUGGACAGUGUGAUCGACGGGGCAGGCGUCGACGGCGUCGUGGUGGCCGGCGACUUUAACGACGGCCCGGGUAUGGACUACUUUCAGUCGCAGUACCUGACAGCGCCGGUCGCCGAUAUGAUCAUGGGCUCGUCUUUCUAUCCCUCGCGGCAGUUUUUGCAUGGCUUUCUCCACCUCGUCCCACCAGGCGACGCUUACACCAUCACGCACAACGACGUCAUUGACGACGUGGCGGGCCGCAAGCUCCUCCUUGAUCACAUUCUGCUCUCGCCGUCGGUGGCACCGAACGCAAUCUCGGGCGGCAUCUUUCACGAGCUGUUCUCGUUCUUUGGUCCGCGGCAGGAAGUGCGAUCGCGGCCGUCGUUCGAGGUUGCCGCCGAGCCGCGGACACUCCUCAACCGGGUGCUCUCGGACCAUCGUCCCGUAUGGUGCGACCUCGACGUGGCCGGCCUGCUCACAACCAGUGAGCGGCGGCGCGGUGGGCAGUACGUGCCGCUUCCUGCGAGGUCGAUCUACAUCGACACCGGCAACGGGCUCUCGACCCGGCUGUGGGUGGCGCCACGGAGCAGCUCGCCCAGCGAGGCAAGUAGCGAGCGCAGCGCGCGCUGGGUUUGGCGAAUCACUCAUCGCGGACGCGGCAGCAAUCGAGCCCGGCGGCGGGACCGUCGUGCAAAUGGACGGCACGCACGCACAAGCAGCUCGGCCAGCAGCAGCGAGGGUAGUAGCGGCAGUGGUGGACACAGGCGGCGAUCACGGAAGCGCGGGCGGCGAUCGAGACGGCAAAGGUCUCGCCAGUAAAUGAGAUCGGGGGAAAG
Molecule: messenger RNA, 2066 nt
Organism: Thecamonas trahens ATCC 50062
Lineage: Eukaryota; Apusomonadida; Apusomonadidae
Exons: 1
Coding region: 1-2049 (682 amino acids)
Molecular function (GO): metal ion binding
Source: RefSeq, a predicted model, not a curated record